AUGUCGCCUCGUAUCGCAGCACCCUCCAUCAUGGCACAAGAUAAAACCCCCAAAAUCCUCAACAUUGCCAUCAUUGGCGCAGGAGUCGCUGGUCUUUCCACUGCGAUUGCGUUGCGGAUUCACGGAGCUCAACCCCAGAACGUCGUCGUCUUUGAGAAGCACCCCGAGGCGGAACCAACAUUUAGUAUUCGAUCAGCUUCUCGGACCAAAGUGCUGGGCUAUCAAGUCGAACCUUUGAAUCCAUUGACAGCAUACAGUGUUAAUGUGUCGCGCGAAAAACUGGCAGCAGACCCGGAUCUCAAGUUUUUUCUCAACCGCAGCGGGUUCUGGUCAGGACCGUAUUCUGGCGUGAACCAUAUGGACAUGCCCGACUUUCGCGACUCUUGUAACUUUUGCUUCACCAUUGAGAAGGACGAUGGCAGUGCUGGGGAGUGGUACAAGCAGUGCGAUGUCGAUCAGGUGCGCCGUCAAUACGCCGCUUUUGAACCGCGAAUCCACAAAAUCCUAGAUCUGGCGAGCGAGGCCCCUUACAUUUGGAAGCUCUCCGACAUCCCAGCUCUGGAAACAUGGCGAAGUUCUGGCAGUCGCGUUGUUCUACUUGGUGAUGCUGCGCAUACCAUGCUACCAUACGCGGCAAUGGGAGCGGCCAGCGGCAUAGAGGACUCUCUGUGCAUCGCGGAAUAUCAGAAAACCUCGUGCCACUUUCAUCACCGAGCACCUAAUGAAGACAAUCAUGGUAGAAGACUCGAAGACUUUGACCCGCCCGCUGUUGCGACAGGCAGCUUUGUCCCCAGCACUCGAGCACACCUUCUUGAAUACGACGUGUACCUGCAUACCGUGGCGUACCUGAAAGCAAUGGCGGCGUAA
Akanthomyces muscarius is the source of this 867-nucleotide messenger RNA. RefSeq lists its product as uncharacterized. Lineage: Eukaryota; Fungi; Ascomycota; Sordariomycetes; Hypocreales; Cordycipitaceae. Gene Ontology annotation, molecular function: monooxygenase activity; FAD binding. The coding region runs from base 1 to 867 and encodes 288 amino acids. The transcript is spliced from 7 exons. The record is from RefSeq and is a predicted model, not a curated record.